UACAUAUCUACAUGGUUACUAUGAAAAUGAAAAGCGGCUUUUUGAACAACAUUUGAAUUAUUUCAAAAGAUUAUAUGAGGAUUCUCAAAAUAGUAUCAUUCCAGAUCUAUUUUCAAUUCAAUUAAAACUACUAAAAUUAAAUUGACAAACAAGCUAUACUGAAACAAUAAUAUAUUAUAUUAAUAUGGGAUUAAAAUGUUGUGUGGAUUCGUGUCAGAUAGAAGCUAAUUCUUGGAAUAUUCAACUAUACUCAUUUCCAUUGAAUUCCCCCCUUUACAAUAAAUGGGUAGCUGCGAUAAAAAAAUAUGAUCAAAUUGAAUAUUGUAGAAAUCUUCGCGUAUGUUCGAGGCAUUUCAAACUACAAGAUCGAGAGAAAGGUUUAUUUGGCUAUUCUAAACUGAAAUUAGGAGCUAUUCCUUCAGUAUUUGUCCAUGGUCAACGGUCAAUAUUUAAAGAUGUUGAAAACAUUAAGAACUACCGACUAUCAGCUGAAGAAAUAAUUUCCAAAAAAACACUCGAACUAUUAGUGCAUCAUGGUGUUUUCACUGAUGAAGAUCUUGAAGCACGUCUCGAAAGAGAAAAGUAUUGGAAUACAUAUCUACAUGGUUAUUAUGAAAAUGAAAAGCGGCUAUCUGAACACAAUUUUAAUUAUGUUAAUAGAUUAUAUGAGGGAUGUCAAAGUUGUAUUCUAGAAUUAUUUUCAAUUCAACUAAAACUACUAAAAUUAAAGUAAAUGAUGAAAUG
Metopolophium dirhodum (rose-grain aphid) is the source of this 744-nucleotide messenger RNA. RefSeq lists its product as uncharacterized. The record is from RefSeq and is a predicted model, not a curated record. The transcript has 5 exons. NCBI's taxonomy places the organism in Eukaryota, Metazoa, Arthropoda, Insecta, Hemiptera, Aphididae. The coding region runs from base 185 to 733 and encodes 182 amino acids. Gene Ontology annotation, molecular function: sequence-specific DNA binding.